Molecule: messenger RNA, 1381 nt
Organism: Corylus avellana
Lineage: Eukaryota; Viridiplantae; Streptophyta; Magnoliopsida; Fagales; Betulaceae
Product: Protein kinase superfamily protein
Biological process (GO): protein phosphorylation
Molecular function (GO): ATP binding; protein kinase activity
Source: RefSeq, a predicted model, not a curated record
CCUCCUCCAAAAAUGACAAAACAAUCAAAGCGUGCAGUGGCAUGGAGACCCUUCACUUCAAACUGCUGUUCUGUCGAAGACCAGACAAUUCUCGGCAACUUCAGCCGGUGCCGGCCAUCGCGGUCGGAGUUCUCAAAGAACAUUGCCCCGUUGCCGUCGUUUCGGAGGCUGUCCUUCUCUGAUCUCAGCCGCUCUUCGUCGAUCCGCAUCAACGAAGAUCUGGCGCUGUCUUUUGGGCCCGACUUGUACGACUUUCAGCUGAGCGAGCUGCGGGCGAUCACCCAGAAUUUCUCCAGCAACUUCUUGCUCGGAGAAGGCGGGUUUGGAACGGUGCAUAAGGGUUAUAUUGAUGACAAUUUGAGGCCGGGUUUGAAGGCUCAGCCGGUUGCCGUCAAGCUUCUCGACAUUGAAGGCUUACAGGGACACCGCGAAUGGCUUGCAGAAGUAAUAUUUUUGGGGCAGCUUAGACACCCACAUCUAGUUAAACUCAUCGGCUAUUGUUGCGAGGAAGAAGAACGGCUUCUUGUAUAUGAGUUCAUGCCUCGUGGCAGCUUAGAGAAUCACCUAUUUAAAAGGAUCUCAAUAUCAUUGCCGUGGGGCACAAGAGUGAAGAUUGCAAUAGGAGCAGCUAAAGGGCUUGCCUUCUUGCACAGUGCUGAGCAACCUGUCAUUUACCGGGACUUCAAAACUUCCAAUGUCUUGCUAGACUCUGAUUUUACAGCCAAAUUGUCUGAUUUCGGGCUUGCAAAGAUGGGGCCUGAAGGAUCAAACACACAUGUUACAACUAGAGUGAUGGGUACAUACGGGUAUGCUGCCCCAGAAUAUGUCUCAACAGGGCACUUGACUACAAAAAGCGAUGUUUACAGCUUUGGGGUGGUGCUACUAGAACUACUAACGGGAAGAAGAUCAAUGGAUAAAUCAAGAGCAAAAAGUGAGCAAAAUCUGGUUGAUUGGGCGAAACCAUACUUAAGAAGUAGCCGAAGGUUGCGGUGCAUCAUGGACCCAAGACUUGCAGGGCAGUAUUCAGUGAAGGGGGCAAAGGAAAUGGGGCUUCUAGCCUUGCAAUGCAUAAGCUUGAACCCUAAAGACAGGCCAAAGAUCCCAGCCGUAGUUGAAAGCCUUGAAAGCCUGCAACAGUACAAGGACAUGGCUAUCACUUGUGGGCAGUGGCCACCAUCACCAAAAUCUAGUAGAAAUAGUAACAAUGGAGUCUUCUCUACAAAGAGUACUACUAGAGGUGGAAAUCAUAGGAAGUCUUCUCCUGUCACUCCCAUUAGGAAAACUUGAUCAUCAAUCUCUAGUACUGAAAGAGGCCGCUGCAUGUUCUAUGCAAGUUUAUGGCUCUUUGGGUGUGUGUAUCUCAACACUUGUGAAUAUUUGA